This is a messenger RNA of Gracilinanus agilis (Agile Gracile Mouse Opossum), 714 nucleotides long. It is a transcript of the gene GALNT9, whose product is annotated as polypeptide N-acetylgalactosaminyltransferase 9. Lineage: Eukaryota; Metazoa; Chordata; Mammalia; Didelphimorphia; Didelphidae. Bases 1 to 714 code for a protein of 237 amino acids. Gene Ontology annotation, cellular component: Golgi apparatus. The transcript is spliced from 5 exons. The record is from RefSeq and is a predicted model, not a curated record.
AUGGAGGUGCUGCCCUGUUCCCGGGUGGCCCACAUUGAGCGCACAAAGAAACCCUACAAUAACGACAUUGAUUACUAUGCAAAGCGGAAUGCCCUGAGAGCCGCCGAAGUGUGGAUGGACGAUUUCAAGUCUCAUGUGUACAUGGCCUGGAACAUUCCCAUGACGAACCCAGGAGUGGACUUUGGAGAUGUGUCUGAGCGCCUCGCUUUACGUCAGAGGCUCCAGUGUCGCAGUUUCAAGUGGUACCUGGAGAACGUGUACCCUGAGAUGAGGAUCUAUAACAAUACCAUCACCUAUGGAGAGGUGAGAAACAGCAAGGCCAGUGGCUACUGCUUGGACCAGGGAGCAGAAGAUGAUGAUAGAGCAAUCCUAUAUCCUUGCCAUGGGAUGUCUUCACAGAUGGAGCUGCCUCUGACUGGCAGACCCAAUGUCAAUGCCAAAGCCCAGGACAGAUGGUGUCAGGGUAGACAUAGUGAUGAAAGCAUGUCAUCGAUGCUUCAGAAAUCCAACGUCAAGAUUCGAGGAUACUGUGAAAUCUCCAGGUUCCUGAACUCUAGAAAAUAUUCCAUCAUCAUCACACUUGCCCAGCUGGCCCCCAUCCUCUUACAAGGGUGUGCAUCCAUGCCAGGAUCCAUCCACGUGUGUACCGCUAAAGCAGCCACAUGCUCAGCCGUGACCGAGGGCCCUGUGCAUUCAUUUUACAGUGUGACUUAA